This is a messenger RNA of Conger conger (European conger), 8519 nucleotides long. RefSeq names its product collagen alpha-6(VI) chain-like. The record is from RefSeq and is a predicted model, not a curated record. The transcript has 38 exons. Gene Ontology annotation, biological process: extracellular matrix organization. Gene Ontology annotation, molecular function: serine-type endopeptidase inhibitor activity; extracellular matrix structural constituent conferring tensile strength. NCBI's taxonomy places the organism in Eukaryota, Metazoa, Chordata, Actinopteri, Anguilliformes, Congridae. The coding region runs from base 21 to 7496 and encodes 2491 amino acids.
GUUUCAUAUCUUCUGCCACCAUGGGGGCAACACGGGUGCUUGUGGCUGUUCUGACCUUGGUGUCUUGUUUUUUCAGCUGUGGUGCCCAGAAAACAGAGUGUAUAAAGGCCACCACAGCAGACAUUGUGUUUCUUGUGGAUGGUUCCUCAAGCAUUGCUCAUGAUCAAUUUAAAAAAAUGAAGCAUUUUCUACACACCUUUGUGGAUGGCCUUGAUAUCGGCAUCCACAAGGUGCGCAUAGGACUGGCCCAGUUCAGUAAUGAUCCUCAUCAGGAGUUUCUCCUGGGAGAGCACAUGGAGAAAAAAGCUCUCCUGGAGCAGAUAGACAACUUGAUACACAGGGGAGGGGGCACUAAAACUGGAAAGGCCCUCCGAUUCCUCCAGUCUACCUACUUCACUGAGGCUGGGGGUAGCCGGGCUAGUGAGAAUGUCCCACAGAUCACUGUGGUGAUCACAGAUGGCAGCUCCUCUGAUGAAGUUGAGGUUCCUGCUCAGGAGCUCAGGAAGCAUGGUGUCAUCAUCUUCGCCAUUGGCAUUGGGGAGGCUAAUGAAGAAGAACUCCAGAAGAUCGCCAACAGCCCACACAAGCACUUCGUUAUCAGCAUUGACAACUACAAUACACUGCAGAAGCUGACUCGUAGUUUCAAACGAACUGUGUGCGCCACCGUGGAAGCACUGAUACAAGAUCCAAAAUCUGCUGAUGUGGUCAUCCUGGUGGACAGCACAGCUGACAUAGGAAAGGUGAAAAACCUCCUGAACCGAUUGGUCAGCCAGUUGAAUGUUGGCAGUGAGGCACACCGGAUUGGCCUGGCACAGUUUGGCUCUGACAGUCAGGAGGAGUUCCGGCUGAACCGGUAUCAAACCAAGGAUGAGGUCCAGCUUCAUUUAAGGAACAAGUUCCGACUGCGGCCUGGGAGGGAUCGUCAUUUAGGGAAGGCCCUGGAGCAUGCUCGCGUCACUUUCUUCAACACAGAUGCUGGCAGCCGGAUUGCUGAAGGCUUUCAGCAGUUUCUGGUGGUCAUCACCGCUGGGGAGUCAGAGGACAAUAUGGAGAGGGCCGCAGAAUCAAUUAAAUCUGAUGGGGUGACUGUCAUCUCCAUUGGACUACCUAAAUCCAACAGAGAGGAGCUGGAGCUUAUGGCCUCAUCACACUAUGUGUUCCAGAUUCCAUCACAGAACAUUGUAGGGAUAUCCCAGGAGAUAAAAAGUAUCAUUGAAUCUGAGAAAGCUGAUGGACUCGCAGCAGGGCCUUCAGAUUGCAGGUUAGCCCAAAUGGCUGACAUUGUUUUCAUUGUGGACCAGUCCACCAGCAAAGGAUUCCAGCUAGUUCGACAGUUCAUCUCCCUCAUUGUAGGUGGCCUUGAUAUUAGCUCCACGAAAGUGAGGGUGGGUAUCGUCCUGUACAGCGAUGCUGCAAAAGCUGUCAUUUACCUGAACAGCAUUAAAGAGAAGGAUGAUAUUCUGCAGUUCAUUAAAAUGCUGCCAUACCAAGAGGGUAGCACUAAGACUGGCGCUGCCUUGGACUUUACCCGUGAAUACAUGUUCAGCAAGAGUACAGGGAGUCGGAAGGGGGUGCAGCAGCUGGCCAUUGUCAUCACUGACCGCAAGUCCCAGGAUGAUGUCAGCAUUGCCUCGGUGGCCCUGCGCCGCACAGGGGUUACUGUAUAUGCUAUAGGGGGGAAGGAUGCUGAUCCUAAUGAACUGAAGCAGAUCGCCUCCCACCCUGCCCGGGAGUACGUCUUCAAGGCUGACAGCCUACUGACGCUUCAGACAGAUCUUCAGAAGCUUUUAUGUCAUGACAUCGUACAAACAGCAUUUGUUGAUCCAGUCACAAGAUUCAAUCUGAAAACAGGCUGUAGUCAGCUGGAGGCAGCAGACAUUUACUUCUUGAUUGAUGAGUCUGGGAGCAUCGAGGAAGAACCGUUCAAGGACAUGCAAAAGUUCAUCAAAGAGUUUCUGGGCACUUUCACAAUUGGGCCAGACUAUGUACGGGUUGGAGUGGUGAAAUUUGCAGAUAUCCCCAAACUUCAAUUUAGUCUGACAGUGCACACCACUAGCAGUUCCCUGGAGACCGCUGUGGACAAUGUCCCACGGGAUGGUGGGGGGACAAAUAUUGGGAAAGCGCUGACCUUCAUGGCCCCACUGUUCAAAGAAGCCUCCGAGAGCCGGGGCGAGAAGGUGCGAGAGUUUCUCAUCGUCAUCACUGAUGGGAACUCCUCUGACUCUGACCCGGUCAAGCAGCCAGCAAAAGAGCUGCGUGAUCAGGGUAUUACCAUCUAUGCCAUUGGAGUGAAGGAUGCUAUCGAGGAUGAGCUGCUGCAGAUUGCUGGUUCUCAAGAGAGGAAGUUCUUUGUCAAUGACUUUGCUGCUCUGACAUCCAUCAAACUUGAGAUUGUCAGAGACAUUUGCUCUGAAGCAGUUUGCAAGGAUGUGGAAGGAGAUGUUUUGUUCCUGAUUGAUGGUUCAAGUAGCAUCCGCCACACUGAAUUCGAGAAGAUAGGGAAGUUCAUGCAGUCUCUAGUGGACAAGACUGAAAUAGGUUCUAGCAAGUUCCAUGUAGGUGUCUUGCAGUUCAGUAAUAAAUCGCAAGAAGAAUUCCGCUUGGACAAUUCCUAUGACAAAGGGAGAAUUAAACAGGCUAUCAGCUCCAUUCGCCAGUUGAAAGGAGGGACUCUCACAGGACAGGCACUGUCCUUCAGCUCACAGUACUUUGAGUCACCCAAGGGAGGGCGUUUAAAUGUUAGGAAGUUCUUGAUUGUGAUCACUAAUGGUAAGGCCCAUGAUGACGUAGCAAAGCCAGCUGCAAAGCUGAGAAACAGUGGUGUAAUCAUCUACUCAAUUGGAGUGCUCAACGCCAACAACACUCAGUUACAGGAGAUCAGUGGAUCCCGGGAAAGGAUCUUCCCUGUGAAGGACUUUGACAGUCUCCAACCUUUAAUAAAAGACUUUCACUAUAAACUCUGCCACCCUGAGCCUGACUGCAAGAGGACCGGGGUUGCAGACAUAAUCUUUCUAGUGGAUGGUUCAACCAGCAUUUCCAACGUUCAGUUCCAGAGCAUUAUAAAAUUCAUGACAUCAGUGGUCAAUAACACAGAUGUUGGGGAAAAUGGUACAAGGUUUGGAACCAUCUUGUACUCUAACGAAGCCAAAAGCAGUUUUACUUUGAACCAGUACUACACCAAAAGAGAAGUUCGAACAGCUAUUGCCAACCUGGAGCCACCUACUGGUGACACAUACACGGCCCAGGGCUUGAAGUACUCACUAGACUUCUUUGAACCAAAACACGGUGGCCGUGGUGCUGAGAAAAUUCCUCAGAUCCUGAUGGUGAUCACAGAUGGGGAGGCCACAGAUCCAGAUGAUCUUCCAGUGUGGUCCACGGCAGUGAGGGAGAAGGGCAUCAAUAUUUACAGCAUUGGAGUGGAAGGAGCUAAGGAGGAGGAACUGGAAGUCAUGGCAGGGGAUCCAAAAAAGGUCUCCUUUGUGACAAGUUAUGAAGCCUUGGAGGUGCUCUACAAAAACCUGUCCAAUAUGCUGUGUGGUGAAACAAAACCAGUGUGUGACAAGAAGACUGAUCUGGUUAUACUUAUGGAUGGAUCCAAUAGCAUUGAUCCAAACGAUUUUACAAAGAUGAGGGACUUUGUGUCAAAACUGGCAGGCAGAUUCCGGGUAAGCCAGGAAAGUGUGAGAAUAGGGAUUGCGCAGUUCAGCGAUAAGCAACGUGGACACUUUUAUCUUAACCAGUACGACAGUAUAACCAAUGACAGUAUCCAGGCCAUAGAUCAAAUUACGGGGGAAGAAACAUUGAUCGGCGGCGCUCUAUACUUUAUAAGGCAGUUCUUUCAGUCUUCCCAUGGCUGCCGGAUUAACCAGAAUGUACCUCAGAACCUGCUGGUCAUCACAGAUGGGGACCCCCAUGACGGGACUCGCGUAGAGCCUGAAGCCAGGGUCUUAAGGUCCAUGAACAUAAAUGUGCUUGCCAUCGGUGUGGGUAAUAACAUCACUAUGCAGACUUUGAAGAAUAUUGCGGAGUCCGACGACAGGAUUUUCACUGUUGACCAAUUUGACGUGAUGAAGAAGAUCGAGGAACGUUUGGUGGAAACCAUAUGCGAUCCCCCUCAGAAGCCUGAAGUCUGCUCUGUGGACAUUGGAAUUGGAUUUGACAUGUCCCAGAGGGCCCAAUCUGCUCUGCAGAAGUUUAAGGCAUACUUUCCUGACAUCGUCCGAUAUGUAUCCUCCCUGGGUGAACUCUGCUGCCUUGAAGACAAAAGAAUAAAGCCCAGAAUUGGCUUCCUGGUGGUUGAGGAGGAUGGGAGGGUCAUUGACGAUUAUAAGUUUGAGUUGUAUAAUGAGCUGGUGAUCCAGAAGGUGGUGGCCCUGGCGACCUCCAGGACAACCUUCUUUAAUGUGCAGUUGCUGCAGGCCUUCUCUAAAAAGUUCCAGGAACAAUCCCGCGCUGGUGUGAAGAUCCUGAUCAUAUUCACAGAUGGAUUUGAUGUCGACAUUAAGAAGCUAGAGGCAGAAUCAGACCGCCUCAGAAGAGAAGGAAUCCAAGCAUUGCUGUUAGUUGGUUUGGAGGGAGUCCGGAACCCCAGCGAUCUUCAGAUGGUUGAAUUUGGAAGAGGUUUCGGCUACAAGCAGCCCCUGUCUAUCGGCAUGCAGAAUGUAGCCAGUGUCAUGUUAGAGCAAAUCGACACUGUAGCAGGACGAGAGUGCUGUGGGGUGAUUUGUGAGUGUCACGGUCCGGUGGGGGCCCAUGGUCUAAGGGGGUCGCCAGGAAGAAAGGGUGAGCCAAGUCAAAACGGUCACCAUGGAUUCCCUGGAGAAGAAGGAGGGAUUGGUGAAAGAGGUCCACCUGGAUUGAAUGGAACGCAAGGGUCACAGGGCUGUCCUGGGAAAAGAGGAAUCAAGGGAUCAGCAGGCUACUGGGGCUACAGAGGAGAAGAUGGAGAUCAUGGACUAGAUGGGGUCCAUGGAGAGCAGGGUGCGACUGGAUUGCCAGGUGUCCCAGGAGAGAGAGGAAGUCCAGGCAGCCCAGGCCGCAGCGGCAUCCGAGGGGAACAUGGGGACAGAGGUCAGCCUGGUCUGAGAGGGGACCCUGGGAGGCCUGGUGAGGAUAACACAAUCCCUGGUCGGAAGGGUGAAAAUGGAGACUCAGGCAUACACGGAGAUGAAGGAAAGGAUGGCCUUCCUGGAGAAAAUGGUAUUCCAGGAAAUAAAGGUGCUCAGGGAAGAAGAGGUCUACCUGGAUAUCAGGGGGAGAAGGGAGAGCCAGGAGAGCUGGGGCUUCCAGGGAGCCCCGGACCCACUGGUCCACAGGGUGAGAGAGGAUUAAGGGGUCUCUCUGGACAAGGUGGAGCUCUUGGUCUUCCUGGGUCACAGGGAAAACCUGGUCCAGCAGGUGACGAAGGAUUGCCUGGAAGUCGUGGACCCCAUGGACAGAAGGGCCAGCCAGGAGAUGUUGGAGGGAAAGGAGCAGUCGGACCCCCGGGGCCAAGAGGAAUGCUGGGCCUUGAUGGCAGAAAUGGAAUUCUUUUGCCUGGACCUAAAGGAAAGAAGGGAGAACCCGGCUUCCCAGGUAAUCCUGGACACCGGGGAGAAGAUGGAACCCAAGGGAAAAAUGGAGGUCAAGGUCCCAAAGGAAACCGUGGCGCAAGUGGGAACUCAGGCAGGCCAGGUGAACAUGGAGAACCUGGAGCUUCAGGACCUCCUGGACACCCGGGGCCUAGAGGAUCAGCUGGAAACAGAUCAAUGUCUGACUGUCAACUGGUCAAUUAUAUCAGGGAAAAAUGUGUUUGCUGCCUUGGUCGGACAGAAUGCCCAGUUUAUCCAACCGAGCUGGUGAUUGCCCUGGACAUGUCUCAGGAUGUCACUACACAGAUCUUUGAAAGAAUGCACGAGGUGGUGGAGACUCUGCUAGGGAAGGUGUCCAUUGCUGAGAGCAGCUGUCCCACUGGGGCCCGUGUGGCCAUCCUGUCUUAUAGCUCCAACACCAAGUACCUUAUCCGCUUCUCUGAUUACCACCGCAAGCAUCACCUACUAGAGGCAGUGAAAAGCAUCCCCCUGGAGAGGACCUCUAACCGCAGAAACAUUGGGGCAGCCAUGAGGUUUGUGGCCCGCAACGUGUUCAAGCGAGUCCGCCAAGGGGUGCUGAUGAGGAAGGUAGCAGUCUUCAUCACCAACGGGCCGUCCCAGGACAUGAUUUCAAUCACCACGGCAGUGCUUGAGUUCAAGGCCCUCGAUAUCACCGCCGCAGUCCUUGCUUUCAGAGAGCCUCCCAACGUCCGCCGUGCUUUUGAGGCUGAUGAAACCAGGAGCUUUUUGCUCACAGUCAAGAGACCAGAGGAGCAGAUGCCUGACCUGAGGCAGGUGCAGCAAUGUGUUAUCUGCUAUGACCCUUGCAGCCCUGAUGAGGCCUGCGGGGGCAUCAAUCUGGUACCGGUGCCUCUGAAGUUGGACAUAGACCUGGCAUUGAUGGUGGAUAGCUCACGCAACAUGCAGUCGGACCAGUACGAGGGCAUGAGGCAGCUUCUGGGCUCUGUGUUGGAACAGAUCGCGAUUAGCACUCAGCCUAAUGGGCCCAACAACCAAGCAAGGGUAGCUCUGGUGCAGCACAGCGCAUCCAGCUACCCCCCCAGGGAAGGCCAGGUGCCAGUAAAGGUGGAGUUUGACCUCUUGGCCUACAAGGGCCGCAACAAAAUGAAGACACAUGUCUUCCAGUCUAUGCAACAGAUCGGGGGAGCCUCAGGGUUAGGCCACGCCAUAGAGUGGACCAUACAGAACAUCAUGCUCAAGGCUGGCAAUCCUCGCAAAACCAAGAUGGUCCUGGCCAUCGUUGGAGGGGAGACCAGCUCCUGGGACAGAGUUAAACUGGACACCAUUGCCCUGCAAGCAAAGUGUCAGGGUGUGGUGGUUUUCAUCCUCACUGUAGGUGAUGAAUUCAAAGUAGAGGAGAUUGCAAGCUUCCCUUUGGAGCAGCACAUAGUACACCUGGGUCACAUCAAGCAGGGUGAACAAGAGUAUGCUCAAAGAUUCCUCAGAGCCUUCCUGCAAAUUUUGAAAAGAGGAAUAAAUACAUAUCCCUCAGCCACCCUUCAAAGGCAAUGUGAGCAUAUAAGGAUGCUGAAUGACCAGGGGGAAGCACUGGAAGGCCAGGCCGUUGACAGGGUCCUGGUACCCAGUAUUCCUGUGUUGGAGGAAGGUGAAGAGGUGGACUACAUAGAUCAGGCCAAACCACAGGCAGCCUUCACAACCACUGUUGCGGAGGAAUUUGAAAGCCAGCCAAGCCCAGGACGUGGAGAUGAGAAUGGGUUCUCCACACGCACCGGUCUGUGUUCCCAACGGCAAGAUAUAGGGAGCUGUCACAACUAUAUCCUGAAAUGGUACUUUGACAUGGAACGAAAUGAGUGCACCCAAUUCUGGUACAGUGGGUGUGGUGGGAACGACAAUAGGUUUGAGACUCAAGAGGAGUGUGAGGCGCUCUGUCUGACAGUACAAUAAAGGGGACUACAGAACCAGUUAACUUUAAGCAAUUAAAUCACACCACAAACAAGGAUAUAUUUACAGUUGCAAUCAGAAAAUCUUGUUUAUCAAGAAUUGUGGGCACUAUGGGAAUUAUGCCUGUGAAGAUGACUGUUAAUGGUUAAAUGGGAUGUUUUGCUUAAUUUUUAUAGUUUUAUUUUUUUUAAGCCCCUGUUAACCCUUGGCCAAAAACAUAUGUACCGUCUAUGACAUCAUAAAAACCCUGACAAUAUAUCUAUGUAAAAGACUAUCUUUUGAUUACAAUCAAUGUUAUAGACCGGGACAAUCAACAGUUUUUAGAAAAGGAGAUUUAUUCUUGAAAUAUAUUCCAAAACUCAAUGAAUAAAAUCUGACAAAAUAAAAAUUCUGCGGCAUGAAUAUAUAUAUAUGGAGAAAUAUUGUUAAUAAAUGUAUGUAGAAAAUCUAGGUUUCUUGGCUGGAUGUAGAGACAAAUACUGUAGUAUCUCCCACAAAAACAAGAGACAGCACUAGUGAAAUAUGUUAAUAUACAACAAAUCUCUUUAUGGCCUGAAUAUUAUUAGGGGUUUCACACUAGCUGAAAUUCUCAAACUGAAGAGUGCAGUACUCCAGUAGUACUGUACAUUGAUUGUUGAAAAAUAUGAGAAACAAAUUGCCUGUUGCAACUUACUGUUGUGUUUUUCAUGAGUGUAAAUGUUAUAUUGUCUGGUUUUAGGAAUAUUGGGCUCCACUCGCAUGAACAGCUUUGUUCUGAAAUUGCUCAUAUGAGUACAGUUGGUACAUUACAUUACACUUCUUCAGUUUAAAUACACCCACAUAGCCAUAUUUUUUUCUAUAUCAAAUAAAUAAUAAACUUCAUAAUGUACUGUAUGACCAUUACCUCUAUCCUAUUUCAUAGUGGUAUUUGACUGUUGUGCCGCAUUCAAAAUCUGAAUGUAUCAACAUAUUGAUAUUAAUUUAAAUUGGCUACUGAGGCUAUUGUAGGCCCUAAAAUAUCAAUAAAAUGAAAUAAUUUCUAAUAUA